UGUCCUUUACUUAUCGCCAAAUUGCCGAUCACUACAAUAAACUAAAAAAAUUUGAUUCGCGAAAAAAUAAAAAACUUAAUAAAGUUUAAAAUGCCCGAUGCUGAACAAUUGCCUGAUGGCUGGGAGAAGCGCACAAGUCGCUCCACAGGUCUUAGCUAUUAUCUGAACGUGCACACCAAGGAGUCGCAGUGGGAUCAGCCCACCGAGAUAGCCAAAAAGUCGGGCUCGAACGCUGCCGAUGGACCGGCCGAGGUGCAGUGCCUCCACUUGCUGGUGAAGCACAAGGGCAGCCGACGGCCGAGCUCGUGGCGCGAGCAGCAUAUCACACGGACCAAAGAGGAGGCCCAGCUGCUACUCGAGGUCUAUCGCAACAAGAUCGUACAGCAGGAGACGACAUUCGAGGAGCUGGCCCGGUCCUAUUCCGAUUGCAGUUCGGCCAAGCGCGGCGGCGAUCUCGGCAAGUUUGGACGCGGUCAAAUGCAGCCACCCUUCGAGAAAGCCGCCUUCGCCUUGAAUGUAGGUCAACUCUCGGGCAUUGUGGAUACCGACUCGGGCCUACACAUCAUACAGCGCAAGUCCUAGGCACCCAGCAUAAGCAUGAAAAUUAAAACAAUUAUUAAUUAAGUUGAAACAAUACAAAGGCGCUACAGCUGAAGGAAAAUUAAUGCUUGAAGGUUACUUCCAUGCACGAAAAGAAGGAGAAAGAACAGCUAAACGGCGGUCCAUGAGGAUAAAAUGUAAAAGGAUUUAAGUCGCUUCCCAGAUCCCAGUUAAAAUUUUAAACCUACGAAAAUGCUGCGCGCACCAUUAGAAGGGAUAAAUUCAAACAUAUAAACAAA
This is a messenger RNA of Drosophila guanche, 839 nucleotides long. RefSeq names its product putative peptidyl-prolyl cis-trans isomerase dodo. The record is from RefSeq and is a predicted model, not a curated record. NCBI's taxonomy places the organism in Eukaryota, Metazoa, Arthropoda, Insecta, Diptera, Drosophilidae. Gene Ontology annotation, cellular component: nucleus; cytosol. Gene Ontology annotation, molecular function: peptidyl-prolyl cis-trans isomerase activity; protein binding. The transcript has 3 exons. The coding region runs from base 91 to 582 and encodes 163 amino acids.